AUGGAGUCUUGGGUUGUGAUUGUCAUUUGCACCUCUCUGGCAGUUGUUACUAUGGAGGGUGUAAAAUGCCAGAACAUUGUGUACACUGACAACGGAGCGUUACAGGGAGCGACAGAAACUGUACAAGGGCGCAGAGUGGAUGUAUUCUUAGGUAUACCAUUCGCCAAGCCUCCAGUGGGAGAUCUCAGGUUUAGGUUACCAGAGCCUGCAGAGAACUGGGAAGGUGUUAAAGAUGCCACGGCCUUUGGACCUGCUUGCAUGCAAAUUGGACCAAAUCCUUAUGGCUUUCCAGACGUUAAGACGAUUUCGGAAGAUUGCCUGACACUGAACGUUUUUGUUCCUGGAUCCACAAACAGUUCCAACAAUAAGGCGGUCAUGGUCUGGAUACACGGUGGGGGGUAUACCACAGGUGGAACAGCCAUAUACAGUUUCAAAGAAUUCGCGGUGACAGGUGACGUCAUUGUGGUGUCUAUGAACUACCGUCUGAAUGUGUUUGGGUUUCUCAGCAUUGGUGACGACAGCGUACCAGGUAAUAUAGGACUGUGGGACCAAAUUGAGGCGCUGAGAUGGAUCAAGAAGAAUAUCCAGUACUUUGGAGGGGAUAGUGGGAGGGUGACGAUUUUUGGCGAAUCAGCAGGUGGCAGUAGCGUGGUACAGCUGGCCCUGGCGAACGCUUCUUCAGGCCUCUUCCAACGCUUCAUUAGGCAAAGCGGUAUCACGAACAGCAAGCGAGCAAAUCACGGAGACGACCUUCAUUUUAUGAUUGGUUCACACGAACCUUUCGUCCCCGGUGCCACUUUCACGGACGACGAGAAGUAUUUGUCUAAAAUGAUGAUGCGAUAUUGGUCCAACUUUGCCAAGACUGGAAAUCCAAAAAUGCCAGAGUCUGUCCCAGCAAUAUGGGAGGAAUACACUGCGAAUGAAAAGCACUACCUCGAGUUUGGUUACGACAUAGUGGGGAAGAGGAGUGUCAUUCCGGAACGGGUCAAAUUUUGGACGAAGACCAUUCCAAGAAUCCUUACUCGUUGCAAUUAA
This is a messenger RNA of Lingula anatina, 1035 nucleotides long. Its product is annotated as liver carboxylesterase 1-like. Gene Ontology annotation, cellular component: plasma membrane. Gene Ontology annotation, molecular function: acetylcholinesterase activity. Gene Ontology annotation, biological process: acetylcholine catabolic process; choline metabolic process. The record is from RefSeq and is a predicted model, not a curated record. Lineage: Eukaryota; Metazoa; Brachiopoda; Lingulata; Lingulida; Lingulidae.